AUGUCACCCGAAGGUUGCAUGAGGGCUGGGAUACUGCCAGGUUGCCCAGGCCAAGACAGGAGAAAUCGAGAGGCAGCGGUCAGGUUCGAACAACGGACCUUCCGGCCUGAAGACAACAUGUUGGAGGAGCGUCAGCUGACCUUAGAAUUCCGAUACAAGGUGACGACGGUGGAAGUAAGCUUCGCAUCACCGCAACGAUUAGACAAUCUCAACAAUCCGCACAGCAUGCAUUCCUAA
This is a messenger RNA of Opisthorchis viverrini, 237 nucleotides long. RefSeq lists its product as hypothetical. NCBI's taxonomy places the organism in Eukaryota, Metazoa, Platyhelminthes, Trematoda, Opisthorchiida, Opisthorchiidae. Bases 1 to 237 code for a protein of 78 amino acids. The record is from RefSeq and is a predicted model, not a curated record. The transcript is spliced from 2 exons.